AUGCUGCUCAGAGCCGCCCAGAACAUUUUCCGACCGACUCUGGCACGAUCUUUCAGACCCCUGACGGCCGUCGGUGGCCUCCACACAUUGCCGGACCUGCCCUAUUUCUAUGAUGCUCUUGAGCCCUUCAUCUCUAAGGAGAUUAUGAACCUUCAUCAUAAGAAGCAUCAUCAGGCUUAUGUGAACGGUCUAAAUGCUGCUGAAGAAUCGUACGCGAAGUCACAGAGUGCUAAAGAGAGAAUCGCUCUUCAGCCUUCCCUCCGGUUCAACGGUGGUGGCCAUAUAAAUCAUUCCUUGUUCUGGACCAAUCUGGCGCCGGUAUCUACUGGUGGGGGUGAACUCGGGGCUGGAGGACUCAAGACGGCUAUUGAGCGCGACUUCGGCUCCCUAGAGGAGUUAAAGAGGAGGUUCAAUACCGAGACCGCCGCUAUUCAAGGAAGUGGAUGGGGAUGGCUUGGGUUGAACAAGAGUCUUAAAAAGCUGGAGAUCGUCACUACACCUAAUCAGGACCCUUUGCUCAGCCACAUACCGAUUAUCGGUGUCGACAUAUGGGAACAUGCGUUCUAUCUUCAGUACCAAAACGUCAAAGUCGAUUAUCUGAAUGCUAUCUGGCAUGUCAUCAAUUUCCAGGAAGCUGAGAAGCGACUUAAGGAGGCGUUGUAA
Messenger RNA from Cantharellus anzutake, 663 nucleotides. Its product is annotated as manganese superoxide dismutase. The record is from RefSeq and is a predicted model, not a curated record. Lineage: Eukaryota; Fungi; Basidiomycota; Agaricomycetes; Cantharellales; Hydnaceae. The transcript has 7 exons. Gene Ontology annotation, cellular component: mitochondrion. Bases 1 to 663 code for a protein of 220 amino acids. Gene Ontology annotation, biological process: superoxide metabolic process. Gene Ontology annotation, molecular function: metal ion binding; superoxide dismutase activity.